Messenger RNA from Labeo rohita (rohu), 10126 nucleotides. RefSeq names its product Rho guanine nucleotide exchange factor (GEF) 40 (gene arhgef40). The transcript is spliced from 27 exons. NCBI's taxonomy places the organism in Eukaryota, Metazoa, Chordata, Actinopteri, Cypriniformes, Cyprinidae. Bases 168 to 5477 code for a protein of 1769 amino acids. Gene Ontology annotation, molecular function: guanyl-nucleotide exchange factor activity. The record is from RefSeq and is a predicted model, not a curated record.
CCUCUCUCUCUUCCUCCACCAUCAAACUCCUGCAUUUCAGAAAACUUUAGACUGGCAAACACUGAAGCGACGCUUUCAUUCGAGCAAAGGGAUCGUUUGCCUGUGUGGAUGUUGUUCAGAAACACAAUUAAGAGCGAUGUAGUCAGUCCGGACGGCCGCGUGAAGUCAUGGGUUCAGAGGCGGUAGAGGACUGCGUGCAGGGGGCGCUAUCUUCCCUCUACCCUCCUUUUGAAAGCACCGCUCCUCCUCUCCUCUCUCAGGUGUUCUCCGUACUUGAGUCCACCUAUCAGCACGACAGCUUGAGAUAUCUGCUGGAUUUCUUCAUUCCUGCCAAACACCUUCUGCACAAAUUACAGCAGCAUGCAUGUUCUCAGUAUCUGGGCUGUCUCUUCUUGCACUCUGGUUGGCCACUGUGUUUGGAAGAGAAGGUAGUAGUACAGCUCUCUACUUUGGACUGGAGACUCCUGCGUAGUACUGACUUCUACCUCCAGGUGGUCCCUUUCUCGACACGUUGUCCUCGCCUUGCUCUCAAGUGCCUUGCACCUGGUGGGAGGAAUGUACAGGAGGUUUUAGUGCCAGAGUCACAGCAUCCACUAGUGUUUACUUCAGAGUGGCUACACUGCAUCAACAAGGAGCGUGGCUGCAAGAGAGAAGGUGGAGGAUGUUUGGACACUUGUCUGGUAAGCACAUGUGACGGAGUGGUGCGUAUUCCAUGGGAAGAGGUGGUCUAUCCCAAACUCCUCCACAAUCCAUCCGAUCCUCUACAAGACAGUCCUGACCAAACUGACUUGUCAUCAGGGGGUUUGGGACUUAGUUGGGGCAGCUCUUCAGGAGAGCAUGAUUCCUGGUCCUGGGAUGAAGAGGAUGACUUGCCUCCAGAUGGGAACGAGGCGGAGAUUGAGGCCGCAUUAGAAUGCCUGCGCAGAAGCAACAAUGACCAUCUUGUAGCUGAUGGUGCUGGAGAUUAUGUUGAGCUGCUAGAGCCCAGAGGAGGCCCGGAUGGUGGUGCUGAUCCUAAACAGCGCUAUUUGGAGAUGCAUGGAAUAUGUAAGACCAGAACAUUGCCCCUGUGUAGGAGGGGUAAAGCAAUACGACUACGAAAGGGGAAGGGGAGAGGAUAUGGGAAGACUGAAACUGGUGCUAGGGCUGGAAGUCUGGUACGAAGGGAUAGCAACAAUAACGGUAAAGAUGGUGGAGUUUCCUGCAGUGACUUGGCUACCUCACGGCCUUUGCCUCGUGUCAUUGAUUUGGGUCGCCAAAGAAGGUCAUAUUCCCCUUCGUUCCAGGACUCUGAUGAAGGUGCUAGAGAGCCAGAAGGUCUUGAAAGCAGAUCUCAUUGUACUGACAGUCUGGCCAAAGAGAGGAGGCCAGGGGUAGGAAAAGAGAGAGAUGGGACUGGGGGUACACUGCCCUGGGAGGAGAGAAAGAAGAGUUCUAGCAGGCGAUGUUCCACAGAUGAUAAUGAUGUGGCUAAGAACAAAGCAGAGAAACUGGAAGAGGGACAACAGGCCCACAAUCAAAGAUCGCACUGUAGCUGCGAUGAUAAAAUAUUGGCCAGCACUUCAGACAGUAGACAUGAGGUUGCAACAUUAGCAAAUCUCUCCAACACUACAGAUAAUGGUGCUGUCCCUUUGGCUGUUUAUGGAGAAACAGAAGACAUAAACAAGAAAUUGGCUGGAAAAUCUAGGACACGGACAAUGUCUCUCCAAGAUUCUUCCCUGAACCAUGCGUCUGAUUCUUCAGGUUGUGCACAAAGCAGAACCAAACACAAAGACAAUACCAGUAAAGAGACAACAGAUAAAAUUUUGCUUUCAUCAGGUACAGUAAGCACGACGGAAGAAAAGUGUCCUGGAAAGUCUGAGAACUUUGUUUGCCCCAGAGGAAAAGAAGUAAAAACAGGUGGAUUUAGAGCACCCAGGAGGAAAAGGAAAGCCAAAGGAGGCAAAGGGAAGGCCAAAUCCAAUGGCCGUGUCCAACAUAAAGGCAAAGGUGACCAAACUCCCUCAAAGAACCCGACCAAAGCCACCCAACCGAUCAGCCAUUCUAGCCAAUCAGAGGAGCCUCCCAAGUCACCCAAAGAUUGCAUUGGCUGUGUAGCAGCGACAGACACAGAAACAGAUGCAAAGUCAAAAGCUAAAGAUGGAGAAAGCCAGUCUGGCGCAUCCCUUCAUGACCAUUCCCAAAAUGAGAUGGGAUUAUCCGAAUCUGCUGCUCACUUAGAGUCCAAAUCUCCCCCUCCUCAUCUUAGAGACCUAGAUUUGAAUCUUCUGCAGUCAGGAAAGCUAAUAUUAACAGGUACUAUGGACCGACUGGGACGAGCAUUGGUUACCACAGAAAGUCACCUCCCAGAGGAUGGCUGGAACACAGAUGAAAUGAUCAAAGUGUUGUCCUGCUAUUACACCAUCACCAGACCUAUGGCCAAAGAGAAGGGUCUUACUGUCAUAGUAGACAGCAGAAAGUCUGCCCCGUCUGAACUCUGUCUCUCUGCACUGAAGCUCUUCAAGGGACAGGCAGCAACAGGGCUUGACUCGGUUCUUAUCCUAACUGAGGAACAAGAUGAAUCAACCCAUGCGUGUCUGGAUGGAAUAGAGGUGCAUACGGUACGAGGUACGGGCAUCCUACAGCAGUUUGUGGACAAGCAGCAGUUGCCCAAAGAAAUGGGUGGAGACUUUAACCACUCACAUGAUGACUGGCUCGCUUUUAGACUGAGUUUGGAGCAGCUGACUCAGCGCUGUGAGAGCGCCCUCACCCUGCUGGGAGACGCACUGCAGUCUAUGGACACAGAACCACUACCCGACUGCAUUAAGAAUGUUCCGCUCAGUGUUGACAAACAUAGACAGUUAAUGACAAGCAUCCUCACUGACCAACGGCUGACAGAGCUGCAGCAGAGGGGCGGGGCUUGGCUGGCAGGUCUGGCCAAUGGGACAUCAGGGUUGGCGCAGAAAUCACCAGACUGCAAGGCUGCUUUGGCAGUGACCACUAACCUGUAUGACAGUGUGGAUGAUGCGCUUCACCGGCUGGUGCGUGUGUCUAAUCAGAGGGGUCGCGACCUGGAAGCGCUAGGGAGAUUGGCUGCACUUGUGGAUAAAUUAGACAAGUGUGAGAGAGACAUAGAGCACGUACAGCAGCAGCUCGAGGACUAUAAACAUCCUCCUCUGUCUCUCAGCAGACUGUCACUCAAACAGCACAAGUUCAAGAGCUUCAGAGAGUCUGCGAUGGAGCUUCACAGUGAGACUCUGGUAUUGCUGGGAGAGGUGGAGAGCUGGUCUGAGCUGGACUGGCCUGGUCUCACAGCUGUGCUGGACAGACUCCCUCCGAUAAGGGAAAAAGUACGAGACAUGUCCCACUGUCUGUCGGACUGCUGGACACAGCUGGACAACACACAACGUCUUCUGUCUACACUUACUGAAGCGUCUCAGUGGUGUGACGUGGUGUCGUCCUCCUCUCCUUCCUCUUCCUCGUCCUCCCCUCUCUCCUCUCUCCCUCCCAUCCCUCCAUCACGUUUCCAGGACGCUCGUGCUCUUGCGCUGGAUCUGGGCGGUGGGGCUUUGCUGGACCUCUGGUCCCAAACUCUGGAGCGCUAUCAGAAAACACUGGCUCAGUUUAAGAGCCGAAUCCUGCAGGCGGAAAGAGGCUCCUCAACGGCCCAGGGUCAGGAGCCGGACUCCGGGGGACGAGGAAGGACUCCCGCCCCCAGCACGUCCAGCCUGGGGGAUUUAGAGGGGGAGAUCGAGCCGGACUGGUGCCCUGGAGGAGGAGAGGGGGCCCUGCAGUCCUGGGGUUCACUGGCGUCUCUCUUCCGGCCACAAAACUGCUCAACGCUCAAGAUUGGAGAGGAAAAGAAGAAAGAGGGGGUGAAUCCAGGAGGGGGGAAGUUUCUGCAAAAUCUGCUGCACCCAGCCAAGAAAAAUGCCACAGACGCACCCCUCCCUCCCAAACCACCUCGCAAGCGUCAUCCCAGUUUCGACCUCCAGGCUCUGCUGGCCCCGCGGCGUUCGGCCGCCGUGUCUAAGCCCACCGAGUCCACAUCAGGCCAGUCCUCUCCGCUCUCCUGGCUAGGCCGCCAGGCACUGACGAAUCCCAUCCUUACGGCAGGGGUGGCAACAGCAGUUCCAGGAUGGAGGGAACCCGCUGGAGGAGGAGCAGGAGCAGGAGCAGGAGCAGGAGCAGGAGCAGCAGGAGGAGGAGGAGGAGUGCUGAUCAGAGGUGUGGAGGUCAGCAGUAAGGAAGUGGCGGAUCAUACAGGUUUCACGCGCCAACACGUGCUGCUCAGUCGCACUGAAAGAGAAACAGGUGUGGAGAGAGCAGGAGCGACCGCACAGAGCAAGCUCUACUUACAGUGGUGUCGGCUGGUCAGCACGGAGAGGCAGUAUGUGGCUGUUCUUAAAGGUGUGGAGGAAAACUAUCUGCCCCUUUUGGAGUCUUCAGAUGUCCCGUCUGCAUUGAGAGGAAAGACAGAGUCACUCUUCUGUAACUGGAAAAGCCUCACUGCCUUUCACUCGCAGUCACUCCUCCCUGCCAUGGAGGGCGCUCUCUCCCAGACACUGCAGCAGACCGACUGUUUCAGCAAAUUUAAGGAUCAGUUUCUUCUGUAUUCCCACUACAUCCGGAUGAGACCUGAGCCGGACGCUCUGCUCAUCAAUCAGGCUGCUGACUUCUUCAGGUCAAAGCUGUCUUCCUCUCUUGUUCCUGCUCCUCCGUUUCCUCAGUGUCUUUCCACUCCCGUUCAGAGACUGGAGCAGUACUGCCAGACACUGGAGGAACUGGGCGGCCUCAAUCCCACCUCUGACUCCGCCCUCUCCAUCCUCAAACACGCCCAGCGGCACGGCGAGGAUCUGCGAGCCAGUGAUCUCAUCACAGGGUGUCCGAUUCCUGUGGCGGAGCGUGGAGAGCUGGUGCGUCAAGGUGAGCUGUGUGUUUGCGGUGGAGGCCGACGGAAGAAAACGGGAAUCAGAAACGUCUUCCUCUAUCAGAACUAUCUCAUCUUCACCAAACACAAAACACCUAACCCGGGAUGCAGUGUGUACAGCUUCAAACACAGCAUUAAGACGGGUGAGAUGGGUCUCACUCAGAGCGUCGGCGAGGACGGACUGAGGUUUGAGGUGUGGGUGAGACAGGUGUCCCGGACCAGGGACUGUCUCACUCUCCAGGCCUCCAGCGCGCAGGAGAGAGAAACCUGGAGCCACGAUAUCGCGCAGCUGCUCUGGACUCACGCCAUCCACAACACGGAGUUGUGUCUGAAGGAGUCUCUGUGCAUGGGAGUUUCCAGUAAGCUGCUACUGGAUUUGACGGGAGCUCAAGCUUCAGAACUGGACUCCAGCUUCAGCCUCAACGACAGAGUUCAGAGCAGUUGUUCAGAUUCGUCUUCUGUGGGCAGCAUGAAAGAGGGCGACUCACCCGCCUCUGCAAGAGAUUCAAAGAGAAACGGCGAGCAAACAGGUCACACUCAGAGCUCUUCACCCUCCACCUCUGUGUGAAUCAUUUCAACUUAUAAUGCAAGUCUUAAAAGUAAUAUACAACAGGUGCUGUUUCUUUCAUCAACACAACCACAUAUUUACGACUGGGACAACUGGACACAAACUGGAUCAUGAGACACACACAGCCGUGUAAAUACAGUAUUACAGAAGACUGGAGGUCGUGUGCUGGCAGCCGUCUCGCUUCUUAUACUUUCAGUUGCUCUUGAUAAUUGACUUUCAGGUAGUGAAUCCAAGUUGAUUCAACGUCUCAGGCCUAUCACACACAUUAGAAACUAAAAUCAGAUGACAUUAAAGUCAACAUGAAAUCAGAACCACGUUAGGGCUAUCCAAGAUGUAGAUGAGUUUUGCUUCAUCAGAUUUGGAGAAUUGCAUCAAUUGCAGUGAAUGGGUGCCAUCAGAAUGAGAGUCCAAACAGCUGAUUUAAAACAUCAGAAUUACACACAAGUAAUCCACACCACUCCAGUCCAUCAUUUAACAUCUUAAGAAGCCAAAAGCUGGAUGUUUGUAAGAAACAACUCCAUUAUUAAUACAUUUUUGACUUCAAACUGUUUCUUCUGGCUAAAAUUUGAGUCCAUCUCCUGUUGCCUCUCACAUCAGAAAAUCCUGCCACAUAUUUGUUUAGAGCUGUUUUGGCUUGUAAACGGUGCUUGAUCUGUACAGAUUUCUCUCCUGAUUCAGACUUUUUUUUACAAGGUGUUAACUGAUGGACUGGAGUGGUGUGGAUUUCUUGUAGAUUAUUGUGAUGUUUUUAUCAGCUGUUCAGACUCUCAUUUUGACGGCACCCAUUCACUGCACGUGAUUCAUUUGGUGAGCAAGUGAUACAGUUUUCCCCACCUUUCUCCAAAUCUGUUCCCUUGAGGAAACAAAGUCAUCUACAUCUUGGAUGACCUGAGGGUGAGCACAUUUUCAUCAAAUUUUCAUUUUGGGUGGACUAUUCUCUAAUACACUUUACUUGUGCAUGAAUAUUUGAUGUACAUUAUACCAAAGAAAAAGUGUUUAUCUUUAUAAUCUUUAUCAGAAUGUAAUAUCUUUCUUCACCUCUGAAAUGACUUUCCAUUCCGACUGAAAAUAAUAAUAUAAAGACUAGAGCAAUAAUAUGAAAUAAAGCAAGAUGUUUAAAGGACUAUUGGGAAACAUGAAGAUUUUCUGGAAGGUGAGCUUGAUAUUUCAUGUUGACUUUAAGGUCAAUAUUUAUGUGGGAGUGAACUUUCGCUCACUAAGUGCUACAGCAGUCACUUGGAGCUUUAAACUUCAUUGUAAAUGUCUUGCAAGUACGGAUGAAAUCCAAACCAAAGACACGUUUUGCAAGAUUGUGCCAAAUGCGAACUCGAAAUGUUACAAGUAGCAAAGAUUCUGUCAAUGCAGCUUUUUUCAAGUGGCACUUUGUAAUAUAUGAGUUAAACGCUUUAACAGAUUUUGUAUAUCAAACUUCGACGUUUUUGGCCGAGGACACAUCUGGUAUUUCGGCCCUUCUCCAUCUCAGAGUAGUGAAGAAAAGGGAAGGUUUUCUCCGUUCUCUGAGUUUAGUUAAGCACCAGCUGUCUUUUAUUGCCACGGCCGAUCCGAGAGCCAAAUCCAGACCUGCGUUUCAAAAGAGAACUGCUGUGGAUGGUGUGUUUUAUGCUUUAUGAGUUAUGUAAUUAUUUAACUCCGCCCUCAGCUUUUCCAUUAGCGAGAUUCUGCACAGUCUUAAAGAGUAUUAGAUGCUGGAACGCUAAUCUACUCAAAGGUUCAACCGCGUAAAAACUGACUCCAGCAACUGUAAUCCACUUUUGAAUUUAUGAGGUCUGACUCUGGAAAAUCAUCCUUUAUAAGCUCUGUUUGUACUUCAAGUCAUCUGUCUUGUUGCAUAUUUUCGAUGGUGGAAACUCUGGGCUUCUGAGCAUUUCUUCUACUGAUGAAACAACAGCCAAAAGUUUUUGUUUUUCCUUGCGUUCAAGAGGUUUUAUUCUGCCGAGCUCUGUAUUGAGCUUGAUCUGCUGAUACACCCAUGGAAAAGAAAAAUCCAAAAUAAGAUUUUAUUUUUUUUAAACUAUAUGCCAGGUUCUGUACAAGUUUGGAUCAAUCAAAAGCCUUUGUGGUGUAAUAUUGAUUACCACUUAUGAUCGCCAGUUUUGAUGAUCACAACUUACACUGGGGCUCUUACACCGGUGGUGAAGUAAUUCUCUGAAAGUACUUCUGCUAAAACAUGCUCUUAGUUUGAGGUGUAAAGUUUAAAUCAUUUUUUACAGUCAUUUUAAAUUUUAAAUGACUGUAAUCAACUUUGAAAUGAUCUUCACAACAAAAUUGUACAGUUGGAUAAACUACACAAAAGUAGACUAAAAUCAUGUUAAAGGGGUCCUAUUAUGCUUUUUCACUUUUUGAAUUUUAGUCAGUUUGUGGUUGCGUCUCUUUCGGCAUAAAAAAAGAUCUACAAAGUUGCAAAUCUCAAAGUCCACUCCAAAGGGAGAUAUUUUGUUUUUAAAAAAUUUCUUUUCAAGAACUACAACGAAUGGCUCCUUUGGACUACAGCGUUUGUUUUCCACAUGCUAUGAUCUCACAACGCGGUCCAUUAGAAUAUUAUUAAAAUAAAUCCUGCCUACGGAAAUUUGAAUUGUUGAAGUUGGAUGCCAGUCGCCGUUAAACAUCAAAGAGGAAGAAAAGAUUCGAAUUGUUGGGGGGUGGGUAGCAACGAGGUGGGGGAUUAGCCUAACUUUAGCAAUGCAGCGCGGACUAGAGUGGCCGCUUCAGAGCAGUAACGCGCCUCAGACGUGUGCAGUACAGGGGCUCGAAACAGCGAUCUACUCCGGUUGCCGCAUCGGAGCCGUAACACACUGCAGACGUGUGCAGUGUGUGGUAAGAGAUUUAUUCAUCAUACAGUGUAGAGAGCUUCACUCAUAACACGAGUGUUUUUUUAAAAUGCAUAAACUUGCACUCAAAUAAGCUAGGCUAAUCAGUGAUCAUGUUCUUUGAUAAUGUUAAUGUUAGGCUGCUUUUAGCCUUAUGCUGGAGCUGGUUUUGGGCAAUGAGACGAAGUAUGUAAAAUAAUUAAAUAAAUUAGCACGAUAAUAUCAUGUGUCGGCGAUCUCGCAGGCUGACAAUAGGACCCAACACUACUGUAGCGUAUUAUUUACUCACCCUCCAUGCAUCCUAGGUGCAUAUGACUUCCUUCUUUUAGACGAAUGCAGUCGGAGUUGUAUUACAAAUUAUCCUGGUACUCCCAAGCUUUAGAACGGCAUAGGCGGGUGUUUCUCUUCAUUAGUCUAAAACAAGUCAAUAAAGUGGGGGAGGGAUCAGUGAAGGCCUCAUGUAGUGAAAUGAUGAAUUUUUGUACAAAAAAUAUCCAUAUUUAAAAUGUAAGAAUCAUUUUAAUCUAGCUUGUGCUAACUGCUUUGGCAAAGGGGCAUAGCAGGACGGAAACACUGUCUAAGCUGUUCACCAAUCGCAACGCAGUGGGACAGCUAACCUAACAUUUUGUUUUUCGGAAGGCGGGCCUUCAUUAAACCCAGAACUAAUCAAGCCAUUUGUGCCAGACUGGGGAGAAAAGUAUUGUAAUAAUGUGAAUUAUAUAAAAAAUAAUGCGUUUUUCAAUCCGCUAAGCACGAGAGCAUGUUGUAGUACACCCCCAAAACAAAAUCUAGACUUUGUAAAAGAGCAUAAUUUAAGGCACAUGAUUUUAUGCUGAAACUGAGUAUUUUAACAAAUUUACAAACUGGCACCAUUUACUUCCAUUGUAAGUCCCUUGUGAAAACGUAGUGAAAUAAAUAUGUAAGAUUCUAUUACUGAAAUGAAAGGCCACAUUAAGUGCACUUAAUGAGAGUACACUUCAAAAAAGUGUGAUUUUUAAAUUGAAGUAGGUAGAAUGUUUUUAAAGUAUACUUUAGUUUUAUUUAAGUUCAGCUGUCUGCAUGUAAAGGAAUUUUAACCUAAAAUACAUUUUCAUUUAAUUGCAGUUAACUGUGUUCAAGUAUUUUUUAAAGUAUAUACACUUUUUUUAAAGAAAAGGAGAGACCCGUUGAAGUUUGCUGUGGUAACAAACAUUAUGCCACAAAUCUGUUGAUUGACCUUGACCUGAACUCUGAAUAUUCUUUUAAUAGUAGUAGUAGAGAUUAUCCUUUUGUGAGAAAAAAAGUUUCAGAAGAGAUCUCAGUAACAUGCUACAAAAGUGUGCAGUCAAAGAAAUAUUCUGAGAUAAAACACAUCUGAGAACUGCAGAAGAGCAACCUCCGAGCAAUAGAAAUGUGCUACGUUAGUAAAAAUGGGAAAUUGCACAGUUUCUUCAAUAAUUUAGGCAUUUCGGAGGACAAAUCCCAUUUCUGAGAAAGACGGACCACUUAGAGAGGAGCGUAGGACUGAAACACGCCCGACCCCAAACCUGUGCGAGUGUGGGAGGAAUGUACUGUAUCUACAGCACGAAACCCACAUUCAGGCCAAAAAUACUCUCCGCAGCGGGGCGUGUGUGCGAUCCAGCUCUCUCCCAAACCAUAAAUACCUUGGCGUGAUUCAUAGUUUUGAUUGUAAACAGGAACGUGUGCCAGAGAAACAAGCUGUCUUUAUAAGCCUCAUCAUGUAUUAAUGUUUACAUUUUUGAACGCUUUAAAUUGCAUGCUCCUUUUUGACUUUGCAACUGUUUAAUUGUCUUUGUGGGAAUAUUAAAUGAACAGAACCAA